AUGGCGCGAAAAAAGCUCUCUGUACGAAGAAGAAUAAGUGUCGGUCAACCAUUACCGUCUGACCAUCUACAAAAAUGCUCGGAUUUUCGAAAGUUCGUUGCAGCUGAAGCCUUAAACGUAUCCCCUUUCAAUUUGGGAAAUAUUGAUGAAGUACCAGUUCCCUUUGAUAUCAUCUAUGAACGGACAGUUGAUGUGAAGGGACGAGAGAACAUUAAAAUUGAUUCUACCGGCCAUGAGAAAUCUAAUUUUACUGUUGUAUUGGGAGUGACUGCUGCUGGAGAGAAACUUAAACCAAUGCUAAUUUUUAAGAAGAAGUUAAUGUCAAAAGGAUAA
Necator americanus (New World hookworm) is the source of this 333-nucleotide messenger RNA. RefSeq lists its product as uncharacterized. NCBI's taxonomy places the organism in Eukaryota, Metazoa, Nematoda, Chromadorea, Rhabditida, Ancylostomatidae. The record is from RefSeq and is a predicted model, not a curated record. The transcript has a single exon. Bases 1 to 333 code for a protein of 110 amino acids.